This is a messenger RNA of Manihot esculenta (cassava), 549 nucleotides long. RefSeq names its product 11 kDa late embryogenesis abundant protein. The transcript has 2 exons. Gene Ontology annotation, biological process: embryo development ending in seed dormancy. The coding region runs from base 36 to 509 and encodes 157 amino acids. The record is from RefSeq and is a predicted model, not a curated record. NCBI's taxonomy places the organism in Eukaryota, Viridiplantae, Streptophyta, Magnoliopsida, Malpighiales, Euphorbiaceae.
CGAAAAACUCAAGUUUGAUUAAGAAGAAAUCGAAAAUGCAGUCGAUGAAGGAAACCGCUGCCAAUGCUGCAGCCUCCGCCAAGGCUGGCAUGGAAAAGACCAAAGCCACCGUUCAAGAGAAGGUGGAUAAGAUAUCGGCACAUGAUCCAAUGCAGAAGGAAAUGGCAACUCAAAAGAAGGAAGAGAGGAAGGCGGAGGCAGAAUGGAACAAACUGGAGGCGCAUGAGCAAAACGCAGCAGCGAGGCAGGCGGCUAAGGUUGGUGGUCAUGCAAGUUACACAACAGGAGAGACUGGUGGCGGUGCUUAUGGCACUGAACCACUUGCCCAUCCACACUCUGCUUCUGCAACGGGGACGCCUGGUUAUCCCACGGGAACACAGCAAAUGUCGGCAGUGCCUGGACACGGCACAGGCCAGCCCUAUGGUGGACAAGUGGAUCCCACGGGUGUAAGGAGGACUCAUCCAACUGGGUUGCCCGGAGACACCACCGGCCACAACACCCGUGUUUAGCUAGGGAUCUGCCUGGUGGUGGCAAAGCAGCCAGCUAUUC